Molecule: messenger RNA, 1197 nt
Organism: Acanthamoeba castellanii str. Neff
Lineage: Eukaryota; Discosea; Longamoebia; Acanthamoebidae
Product: Alphagalactosidase
Exons: 13
Coding region: 1-1197 (398 amino acids)
Biological process (GO): carbohydrate metabolic process
Molecular function (GO): hydrolase activity, hydrolyzing O-glycosyl compounds
Source: RefSeq, a predicted model, not a curated record
AUGGGCUGGAACACGUGGAACACGUUUCAGUGCAACUACGAUGAAUCCACGCUCAAGCAGAUGGCCCACGCCCUCAUCUCCUCGGGCAUGGCCAAGGCCGGCUACACCUUCCUCAACAUCGACGACUGGCACGCAACCCUCUCUCUCUCUACAAGAGAGCGCGACAUGCAAGGCAAUCUGCAGCCCGACCCGACCAAGUUUCCCAACGGCAUGAAGGCCUUCGUGGACUACAUCCACUCGCUCGGUCUGAAGGUGGGCAUCUAUUCGGAUGUGGGCACUUACACGUGCCAAGGCUUUCCGGGCAGCAACGGGUACUACCAGCAGGACGCCAACACGUUCGCCUCCUGGGGCAUCGACUACCUCAAGUUCGAUACGUGCUACCUCACCAACGAGAUCGAGAACCAGCCCUGGCUCUUCUACGGACAGAUGUCGCAGGCGCUCAACAAGACGGGCCGGCCGAUCGUGUUCAGCAUCUGCAACUGGGGCCGCAAGGACUCGUGGAACUGGGCUCCCAAGAUUGGCAACCUCUGGCGCACGACCUAUGACAUCUUCCCCUGGUGGGGCCGAGUGCUCGAGAUCCUGGAUGCCCAGAAGCCGCUCUACCCCUACGCCGCGCCUGGAGCGUUCAAUGACCCGGACAUGCUGGAGGUGGGCGUCAAUGGUACCUUCUUCAACUUGCCCCUUGCCCCCGCCGCCUGGCUCGACGACACCCAGGCUCGGUCCCACUUCUCCCUGUGGGCCAUCAUGGCCGCGCCCCUCAUCACCGGCAACGACCUGCGCACGAUGACGCCGGCCAUCCAGGCCAUUCUGACGAACUCGGAGGUGAUCGCUGUCAACCAAGACCCUCUGGGCCUGCAGGGCCGAGUCGUGGCCAGCGUGCAGUCUGGGCUCGACCUCGACGGAGCGUGCCUGUGGCUCAAGUGCUCGUGGACCGAGGUGUGGGCCAAGAACAUGACCAACGGCCGCAUCGCCGUCGUUCUGUUCAAUCGCGCUGGCGUGCUCUACGACUUUAAUCAGUGGGGAAACGAGGACGUGACGGUGACCUGGACCCAGCUGGGCCUGUCGUCCUCCUCCGCCACGUACCGAGCGACCGACCUCUGGUCGGGCCAGGCCCUGGGCCAGUUCACCGGGCAGUUCACCGCGAAGAACCUGGCCCCGCACGCUGUCCAGUUCAUUGUUCUCGACCCGCGCGUUUGA